CUACAGAUUGAACAAAUAGGCUACUUGACAAGUUUCUGGAAGUGAUAGGAACUUCUAAUUCUUUUAGGUAUUGAAAAAGUGUCAUGUGACAUUUAAAUUUGAGGAAAAUAGUUCCUUGAUAUCUUAAUGUAUGAUGAAUAAUUGAUUUCUUCUAAAAAUGUACGUUUACAUCUUUUUAAUUAGCUGUUUGAAAAGGUAUAGGGUUACUUAAAACUCUUUAUGUUAAUAUUCAUGGUAAAAGUCCUAGUAAUACCGAGUGAACUUACUUAAGAUUGGAAGAAGUAGCUGCAGCUAAAGAAAAAAUAAAUUUUUGUUGAGUUCCUGGAUAAAUAGGUAAUUAUAGGAUGAUAUUAAUAUUCAACGCAAUAUAUGGAGAGCCUAUUGUAUGCUUUUAAGCCAAAAUUUUGAAAAGCCUCACUUGUGAAAGCUGAAGGAUGCUUCCGAAUGGAUCGUUCGUUAUUUUGUUGCUUUAUUUUUUUUAAAUACUGUUAUGCUGUGCUGUGAAUUCUCUUGAUUCAAAGUAACGGCAAAAACGCUAAAAUGUUUUUAGAGUUAUGAAAAGCGUGCGAAAUACUACUAGCCAAUAUCAUAUAAAUAAUAAAAAUAGUGCUAAGCGAAUGAAUAAUUCUCUUAUUUAAGUUUAAUUGGCACAGAACGGUAGUUUGGGCUCAAGAAUAGAGAUGUCGCUAUAGGAUAUCAACAAAUUUAUACAGCAACGGUGUUAUUAACUCUGUGUAAAUGCUUUCUCUAACCAGCAAAAAGCCUAAUUGUAGACUAAUAUACCAAUAAAAUAUAAUAUUGAGCAACCAAGGUGCGCCAAGGUCUAUAGUUUCAACAGAACAAAGAUAAGGACAGAGUCACAUAGCUGACUAGCAACUUUGUCUCAUUACUUUUUUUUCAUGAAAAGUAGCAUGGACAUCGUUUUUUACUGUAUAAUAAAAGCGCGUAGGAAGUAUAAAUGUUUGAUAUGAUGCUUCAUCAUUAAUGAUUUUUUUUUAUUUUAGUCUUCAUUUUCAGGUAUUUCAUUAGAACAUGGAAAUUGUUUAAGAGAAUGAUUCGCGAAUUGCCCUCUUUAAUCAAAAGUCUCAAUAUGGUUUGAAGGUUAUGAGUGUACUUAGUGAUUCUUCGAGUAAUAAGCCAAAUUUUAUUUUAUAUUUCCAUAUUUUUACAAAUACUUAAAUCAAUUUUUUGUUAUCAAUACCUAAUCCGUCAGCAGACUUUUAACUUGACUUUUUUGUGUAUCAACCGAAAAAUUUAAAACUAUCAAGAACUGGCAAUGCUUGAAAAACUCUGUUCCCACACUUUUUUGUCAAAAAGACAACGCUUACCUUUAUGAGGAAAAAUAUCUUUUUUAUAUCAUUCCUGAGAGGAAUUAUUUACAUGAAUUUAAUCUGUAAUUGUUAAGCUAUAUUUUGAUCUAAUAUGUGGGUGUAGGAUGAAAAUCAAUACCCAAGUGACAUGCGCUAACAUGACAUGCAUUUACCCGCCGCUGUCUCGGGUUUCAGAUAUUGAACUACCGGUAAACCAUAUUUUACAAAAAUAGCUAUGAGUGGUUACUGGUUGUUUCCCGCUUGAGUAUGCGUCAGUUACACGCUUGCAACUCUUGACGCUGACUACAUAACAGUGGGAAUUUCUUCAUUUGGAAAAAAAAUCAGUAAAUUAAAGAAAAUGUUUUUUUGGUAAAUAUGCAUCGUAUUUUAAACUGAGCUCUUUGAUGUAAGAAAAUCUUAUAUAGGGUGUCCGAAAAUUCAUAUAUGACAACCUCAUCUACUAUUUUUUUAAAAAGCAACCCAAUUUUUUUUUAUAACUAUAUAUUUUUGAAUAAUAUAUUAAGUUACGUAAGCGUGCGAAAAUAAAAUUUUUUGUUUCUUUUCGUUUAAAUGAUUUUAAUCAAAUAUAUAAUUCAGUGUAGUGCAGUGUGAAGUUAUUCAUUUAUUCAGAGAGAAGAUUUUCAGUUAAGGAUAUUGUCUAUGAGAAAAUGGACAUUUUGAGCAUUUGAGGAAAUUCGGGACACGCUGUAUAUUUUUUUACCAAAAGAGGGUGCAGUUCAAAAUAUUAAUCAACGAGCAAAUUUCUGGAAAAAAUUCUUCGAUUUACCGAAUUUACUUCACACUGUAGAUAGUUUGUUAUUAUAUAUUAGAUGCUCGAGCUCAUUAGACGUUUAAGCAAAAUAUUACAUCGUGUAUUAAAGUACUGAAGCAUAAAUAAAUAUUAUGAAUUAAAAAAGAAAAUAACUAAUAAUAAUCAGUCACGUAAUGGUGCUUCGCGUAACGCUUUAGUAAAUAAUUCAUGUAUUCUUGAUAAUAAUCGACGUAAAUUGCCAGAACACACAAACGGAACUGUAAAGGUCGUGAAUAUUUCGAAUUAAAUUCCAUUAAAUUCCGCUUCGUUUAUCUCCGUUUGAAGAUAUCCAUUUGUAAACAGUCUUGUUAGCGAUGCUUUAUUCUAAUAUAAUAUGAUUAUUUCAAUUCCCCUGUGGUCAUUCAUAUGAAUGGUGUAUUGAGUGCUGCAUCGCGUACCGACCAUCGUCUCGAUAUCAUCUACGUUGGAUUAUUGUGAUUGUGUUCUUAAAUAUUUACCUAUAAACAGAGUCGAAGGGUAUGGAACAAAACGCUUCGCGAGUGCCUCACAUCGGUGUAACGGUCAAACAAACUGACGUUUACAGCGACUCAUUAAAAGUACUGAAAGUGAUACGUCCACAAUGGAAGCCUGAGGCUAUAAAAUUUAAGCUGUUGACAGAUGGAAUUACGAACAACCUGGUGGCAUGUCUUCCCGAGCUCUAUGAAGAAGACGAUACUGUGUUAAUCAGAAUUUACGGGAACAAGACUGACCUAUUGAUAGAUCGGCAGGCUGAGAAUAGGAACAUAUUGUUGCUCAACAAAUAUGGGUUGGCGCCGAGUCUGUAUGCGACAUUCGUCAACGGGUUGGCUUAUCAAUUCGUGCCUGGUUGUACUCUCAAUACGGAAAACGUGAGGAGGCCAGAAAUCUAUCACUUGGUGGCUACGAAUAUGGCGAAAUUGCACAAGGUCAAGGUGGACGGUGUAGAACAUCCCAAGGCCAAUAUAUGGAAAAAAGCCCGAAAGUUUCUGGAUACUGUGCCGGACGCAUUUUCUAAAGAAGAAACUCGAAAACGAUUUUUGGAGUUGCCUUCAAAGUCUCGAAUUAACCAAGAACUCGAGCUGCUCAGAAGGGAAUUGGACCGGUUUAACAAUGACGUCGUAUUUUGCCAUAAUGAUUUGCUGUUGGGUAACAUAAUUUGGAAUGAAAGUUCGAACCACGUGACGUUUAUUGAUUACGAAUACGCUGGUUUCAAUUACCAGGCUUUUGACAUCGCAAAUCACUUUGCCGAAUUUGCGGGAGUCGACGAGGUCGAUUAUUCCAGAUAUCCGAGUAAAACUCUUCAAAUGGACUGGCUCAGCACAUAUCUCGUGGAAUUUACAGGCAACAUCCCGACGAAGGCGGAGCUUGAUUCGCUUUAUGUCAUAGUAAAUAAAUUCGUGCUUCUGACCCACUUGUUCUGGGGCAUAUGGGGUCUCAUCCAAGCUGAACAUUCCUACAUCGAUUUUGAUUUCAUUAAGUACGCUAAGACAAGGUUUGACGAGUACUUUAGCAGGAAGGAGCAUCUGAUUGCGACAUGAUAAAAAUCGAAUACUACUUUAAUUUUAUUAGAAACAAAUAGACAAUAAUUUUUCAAAUGUUUUUAAAAUCGAAUAAUUUUGAAGGGGCUCUAAAAAGUACACGAUUCCGCGAUUCAGUCGAUAAGUUUUAUUUUGUUCUUGUAUUCUUUUUGAGAACACGCACCAAUAAUGAAUACACCUUAAAACUUUAGAAGAAAAGUGCGGAUGCUCAAAUAUUUGCUUCUGUUGAGCAGAUUUAUCUGAAAUGUGGUUUUUAAGCAGUUAAGCGGCAAGCUUUCAACAAAUAUUUUUAAUUUUUUUAUCUUCUCCUUGAAGUGUACAAGGGAAAAGUAAAGUAUGUUAAUUAAAUGCAGAAAAUAUAUAAGGCUUACUAAAUAUUCGGCGUGAACUUCAAAAUUUAUUAAAAACAUAUCGAACUUUUCAAAAGUUUGGCGAAUGUUUUUUUCCCGUUACUAUUCGACAACGUUUUAAUUUUAUGGCGAGUUGAAUUUGAUAUUUUUUUAGAAGAAGAAAUUGUUGGCAUUUUGGAUCAAUAUUUUAUUUUAUAGUUCCAAUAAAGUUAUUUUAAAACGGCUAUAUUUUUCGAUUAAUAUCCUUGCCGGUGCUGGUUUUCGUUAUGGUUGUAACAAUUUUGUUACCCAAUUUUUUCGACUUCAUCUUCACUUUUCCCACGACCUUUCCUAUUUUCUUUACACGCGGUGGUACAUUUUCGGUAUAUACUGACGCCAGUUGUGCAAUUUGGUCCGUCGUCAAUUUGUUCGACAUAUUUUCGGACGUUGACUCGGACGGAUCGUGUAGGAAUAAUUCAAUUUCCUUAAUUGAAUCAUCCGAGCUUUCUGUACUUUCGUCGCCGCUGGUGACACCAUCUGACAACGUUUGGGCACUACUAUCUGCCGUCUAGAACGUUUAAUUUAUUUUAACAUUAAAAAGUUCCACAUAUUCCAUGGUCCCAAAUCUAAAGAGACAAUGAAAAUAUAUUCAGAAAGAAGUGGCAACGUCGAUAUUUUAAAUCGUCUUUUCAUCUUUGAAUUUCGAUUAUGUUUAGGUGUUGCCUCCACUGAUUUGUUGAAUAAACUUCCACCAGUGAAAUUUUUAUUAUUGCGUGUUUGAAUUUGUACAGAGGCAGGUCAUGGGUUUAAAAGUUAUAAUUUUAUCCAUUGAUACAAAAAUGACAAAUACUUUUCAAAACUGGAAACCUUUAUUUUAUCCACUACCCCGCGAGGCAGAUAAAAAAUUCUUUCCUAUGUUACGAGAAUAUGCUACUAACCGGUGACACCAAAGAAUUAAUAAGGAACUUAAAAAUCUUCAAGAAUAAGUAACUGAAUAGGGAACAUUUUUUAUGUAUAGAAAUAACGCAUACCAAAUAUCAAAACUCAAAAUCCAAUAUUUAAGUUGCUAUAAAUAAUUCAAGUUGUGACACCCGGCUAUUCCCUUUAAACGACGGUCGUGUAAAGGUGUGUUUGGAUUUAAUCUACCCCAGUUUGUAUUUGUGCUUAGUGUGCUUUACAUGAUCAUAAUGAAAGCAACAUAAAACAAUAUAACAAAUCGUGCCAUCGUGUUUGAGUACAACCCGUAAAAUACCAGAUGGAUAAACUUUUUUUAUUCGUUUACCAGAAAAUAAAAGCCGUUAUUUUAUGUUAACAUUAUGCUCAGGUGUAGCUUUAGCCUUAACCGUGCAAACAUUGUUAACUCUUCGACCUUACACCCAUCCUAUUGCAGCCUCCAUAGGAAUGGCAUCCUGAUCUAUAUAAAACGAAAUGUGUUUUCUUUUUUGAUCUUUUGUUGAAUGUCUAAAUCGUAUUAACUAAUAUAUUAAUCGAAAAGGACGGUAAAAAUUGAUGCGCCUCGGGAGAUUGUGACAGGUUCAUUCGGAACGACAAAUCUUAUUCAAUGAAAACCAGAUUUGAAGUGGCCGCGCAUGCGUAUAUUGAAUGGCACUUUUCAACAUAUUUUGUUGCAUGGUGGCUUCAAAAGUUCCUGUAAAGGGCUUCUAUAAAUUUAUACCCUAUAUGGUUGCUAGAGUAUUUUUUGUUGUCCAAGCCAACAUUUCUGCUAUUAUUUAUACCGCAACUAAAAUGUUAUUCUUGAGACUCAACUCUGUGGGUAGAAUUCUUUAAGUUAUCAGUAUUUAGGUUUCCACUAGUUUAAAAAAAUCCUUUUUGUUUUUUCUUUGUUUAAUGAUUUACAUUUUCUUUCAUGUACCAUUUGAAUUUUAAAAACUAGAAAACUUUAAGGUGAUUUCAAUAUUAUAUCGGCUUACAACUAGUGAACAUACCUUUUAGCUUUAAUACCGCGAGCCUCAGCAAAAGAAAAACUUUCGGUGUUUUGUAUGUAAUAUGUCACCAUAAACUAAUACUAAAGACUAGAUAACAAGAAGAUAACAAAAGCAAGCGACAGAAUCAAGACUAAAAUUCAAAUUGAAACCACCAAGACGAACGCGUUAUCAUUUUUUAAUACCUUCUCUAUGCUAGCGUCCAGCUGGCGCGAAUCUUACGAGCGAAUUGACGUCACAACCAAUCACAGCGCUUUUCAAAGAGGAUUUAAAUUUUAUAAUUUUUAAUUGCUUAUAUUUGUUAUAUGGAACUACAAAAUUAUUUUUUUGUGAACUGUGGUUCUUUUAAUUGUAUAAACUUACUUUUACAAGCAACAUUUUUCAAAUUUUGUUCAAGUUCUCUAUUAUAUGUUUAAAACCCCUCGUAUUACUU
This is a messenger RNA of Cylas formicarius (sweet potato weevil), 6343 nucleotides long. It is a transcript of the gene eas, whose product is annotated as ethanolamine kinase 2. NCBI's taxonomy places the organism in Eukaryota, Metazoa, Arthropoda, Insecta, Coleoptera, Brentidae. The coding region runs from base 2601 to 3638 and encodes 345 amino acids. Gene Ontology annotation, molecular function: ethanolamine kinase activity. Gene Ontology annotation, cellular component: cytoplasm. Gene Ontology annotation, biological process: phosphatidylethanolamine biosynthetic process. The transcript is spliced from 8 exons. The record is from RefSeq and is a predicted model, not a curated record.